AUGAAUAUUGAAGUUGAAAAUAAAAAGAUAGAAGCAAUAAUUUAAUGGUCAAAAGAGUUGUUUAGUUUGGAAGGACAAGUUAAAAGAUUUAGUGCAGGUUGAGAGCAAUUAUAAAUUAGAAAUGAAUGAAGUCGUAUAAUUAUGUACCAAGGAGAAAUAUGAAUUAAAUUUUGUUUAAAAUACAAAAUCAAAGAGAUGGAUUGAAUUAGAUGUAAUAAUGAUUAUAAUAAAAUAGAUUGGAAUAAAAUAAAAAAUAGAAGUUUAUGCAAAUAAUGAAUUAUAAAAUAUAGAUUUAAUAGUAUUUACAAUAUAAAUUGGUGCAUAAUAUCCAGUAAAAGAUGUUAGAAUAGUAUGCAAAACAACAGUAAUUACAAUUAAUUAGUUAAGUUUGUUAGACCUACUUUGGCAGAUGGUAGAAAUUUGAUAGCAGAUGUAUUAUUAUAGCCAUGGAAUUAUAAAUUAUCUUUGGUUUCAAUAAUAAAAUAGAUUCCAUCAUUUUUAGUAUAGAAUAUGAUAAUUAUUAAUAGGAUCGUGUGUUAUUAAAUAGAUUUGAUAAGAUUUAUCUUUAAAAUAUUGGUUAAUAUUAUUUAGGUAGUUCAUAUUCAAUUGAUGAAUUGAAAGAUUAUCCAGAUUUAGCAAGAUUUCCAACAAUUUAAUAAUAGAAUGCUUUUUUCUAAAAUAUAUAAGUGAGGUAAUAAAUAUUAGAAUAAUUAAUAAGGUUGAUUGGAUUAAGUGAUGCUCAUUUUUAUUUAUUUGAAAUGAUAGAUGGAAAAGAUGAUUAUGUUAGAUUAAUUUUUAGAGCACCACUCUAGAGUUGUGUAUAAUUAAAAAGAAAGAAAGAUAAUAGCACAUAAUUAUCAAUAAGUUGGAAAAAUUAUAAAAAUAAAUAAGAAGAACAAUAAAUAUUUACAAUAAAUGAAUACGAUAAAUUUAUAAGGUUAUUUUUAAGAAGAUUAAAUUAAUACCAACAUGUAAGAAUGACAUCAAAUUCUUAUAUGGUUUUUGGCGAUUAGUAACAAGCUGAGAAAUAAAAGAUCAACUCAAUAAUGAAAAAUUUAAAUCAAUUAGAAAAUGAGAUUGAUAAGAAAUUCAAUUAAUAGACAAUUAAUAAACUUAUGGAUUUAUAUCAAUAAGUAAGAUUUUAUUUUUGAUAAUAUGUUAUUAGGCAAUUGAAUUCUAUUCAUCUGCCAGUGAUUACUUGUAUGAGAUCUAUUUGAAUAAAUUGUAAACAUUGAUACAGAGAUAAGAUGUCUAAGUUAUUUUAUAAUAUAAAUGAUAAUUUUAUUUUAACU
Messenger RNA from Paramecium sonneborni, 1292 nucleotides. The record is from the annotation of a GenBank genome assembly. NCBI's taxonomy places the organism in Eukaryota, Ciliophora, Oligohymenophorea, Peniculida, Parameciidae.